AUGAAGUUUCUCACUAUUGCUCUCGCCGCUAUGGCUGCUUCCACUGCCUCUGCCGCUGCUAUGACCAGCUGGUGUGACCACCCUGGCCAGCCUUGCUAUAAGAUGAAGCGUACUGCCGACAUCUCCUCCGAGAUUAAGCGUUCUGCUGAGGCUCUUGCUGAGGCUAUGGCCGAGGCUGAGCCCGAGGCUAUGACUAGCUGGUGUGACCACCCCGGCCAGCCUUGCUACAAGGUCAAGCGUGCUGCUCUCGCUGUUGACGAGGUUAAGCGCUCUGCUGAUGCUCUCGCUGAGGCUAUGGCUGCUAUUGGCCAGGAGUAA
Penicillium malachiteum is the source of this 318-nucleotide messenger RNA. Its product is annotated as mating alpha-pheromone PpgA. The record is from RefSeq and is a predicted model, not a curated record. The transcript has a single exon. The coding region runs from base 1 to 318 and encodes 105 amino acids. NCBI's taxonomy places the organism in Eukaryota, Fungi, Ascomycota, Eurotiomycetes, Eurotiales, Aspergillaceae.